AACUAAAUACUAAAAAAAACUUGUUUUUACUGAACCAGUGCAUUCGCAUUGUAUCAUCAUUUGUAUCUACAUAUUUGGUGCCGUAAAUUGGUGACUGAGGUUAAUUUAGUAUAUACACUUGUAAUUUGUGCAAUUUGUUACUAAAAUAAAUAAAUUAUAUUUACCAUGGCGGCAUUGCCUAAAGAAGCUAUUGCUCAACUGAAAGUGUUUAUCCACCUUGUAAAAACUAAUCCAGAAUUACUGCAUACACCGGAUUUGAAGUUCUUCAAGGAUUUUUUGGAAUCCUAUGGAGGAAAGGUGCCUGAAGUGUCGAGCCAGAGCCAGAGCCAAAGCCAGAGUUCACCAUCCAAGAAGCCUACCCCUGCUCCGGAACCCAAGCCACCGACUCCGGAGCCUGAGAGUGAGGAGAGUGACAUUGAGUUGGACAACUCUGGCGUGAUCGAGCCAGAUACAGCAGAACCAUUGCCGGAGGUUGAUGAGGCAAUGGAAAUCACUGAAGAGCAGAUGGACCAGUCCAACGAGAAAAAACGAGAGGCUAUCAAAGCCUACUCAGACCAGGAGUAUGAAAAGGCAGCGGAAUUUUACACUGAGGCUAUUAAGUUGAACCCAGGAUCUGCUUUGUUGUAUGCUAAGAGGGGUCAAUGUUACCUGAACACCAAUAAGCCCAAUGCGUGUAUUCGAGAUUGUACACGUGCGCUUGUCAUCAAUCCUGACUGUGCGCCGGCAUACAAGUUCCGUGGUAGAGCGCACAGGCUACUUGGUAACUGGGAACAAGCUGCUCAGGAUCUACGGAAUGCUUGCAAGAUUGACUUUGAUGAACAAGCUGAUGAGUGGUUGAGGGAAGUCACACCUAACGCUCGCAAACUGGAGGAGCACAAGUUGAAGUAUGAGCGCAAACGGCGUGAGAAGGAACUGCAGGAGAAGAAGGAGAGAGUGCGGCGUGCACGAGAGGCAAACGAGGCUGCAAGGCAGGAAGCAGCUCAAAAUAUGGAUGAAGAUAUGGCUGGUGACUUCUCUGGAUUGGGUGGUGGAAUGGGUGCCAACCUCUUCAACCUGCUUAACGACCCAGAACUGAUGCAAGCCUUUAAGGACCCAGAAGUGGCUGCAGCGUUCCAGGACAUCUCCCAAAAUUCAUCCAAUUACAUGAAGUACCUUGACAAUCCGAAGGUAGUGGCUGUCAUAGAGAAGAUGUCCGGCAAGUAUAGUGGCAUGGCUGGUGGCUUCCCUGGAGGCUUCCCUGGUGGUCCUCCCCCACCCCCCUCAUCUGACGACACUGAGCUUGACUGAAUUGGUCCGGCUAACCACAGCCUACAGAAGAUGCCUUUAUUAUCUCAUGUUAAUCCGUGGUCACUUUUGUUUUCUUUUAGCCACUUCUGUUUCUAUCAAAUGUUGUUGAAUGCUAUAGUGAUACCAGUAAAUAAUUUCAGUUACAGUUUAUGACAUAUAGUCAUUUUAUUUUAUUCUUAUUCUACUUCCUCCUACUAUUAUUGUUUCAAAUUAAAUUACAUUCUGCAAACUGCUGUAAUUUUUGCCCCAUUUAGUUUUAGUUUUUUUUAAUGUUUUUAGAUGCAACAUGAUUUAUUUUUGUUUGAUGUUUUUUGGUAUCAAACAAACAUGCAAAAAUGGGUUUACAUUAUGAUUAGACUAUAAUACACUGAACCACGACCUUGAUAAUCCAAGCUCGUCGGAGCCAGAGAUAGUUCAGAUUACCAAAUUGUCUUCAUUGUCAAACACUUCUUUGUUCAAAUCUUUGAAAAUGUGGAGGAUUUAAUUGGUUAUUAAGAUAUUCUUUCAAUAGUAAUCUCCUUACAUUAUAUUUACUCUCAGAAAUACUAAAAGUACAAAACACAGGAGCUUGAAAGACACCAUGUAUUGUGACAAUAUUAGACAGACAAUCUAAGUGACCCAACUGAGAAAACUAAAAAAAGCUGGAUAUCUAGAACAUCAGUAACCCAAGAAUGGGCUUGGAAUCCGACAUAUGAGAAACCGUUAGAAUAUUAAGAUUGUUUUAUUGUUGUUUAUAGAGUGAUAUGUGUUUGCUGCCAUGAUUACACAUUAAUGAGUUGCAUUUUUUCUCAAUUAAAAUUGUGUUCACCAUACCAUCUUUGUACACAACUGUUUGUAAGAUUACAACUAUUUGGAUUAUCAAGGUUCUAUUCUAAUAACAUAAGAAGAGAGGCAUUCUUUGUAAAGGCAGAGGGCUAUUUUAAAAGAUAACAAAAUAUUGUAUAACAAAAACACUUAAAAAAUGAACAAAAUUUUAGCUGCAAACAAAAUUUAGGUAGUAAAGAAAUUUUUAUUAAUUUUUUUAAACUUAUCACUGUAUAAUUUAUUAAUUUUAAAAUUAAUAAAUUAUAUUUAUGUGUUGUUUCUAUUUUGUGUUUCUAUUAAUUCGUAGUCAGAGUCAGAACAAAUUAUACAUUACCUUAUCUUUAUACUGUUUAAAAUUAGGCAAUACAUGUUACUUUUUAAUUAUUAAAAGUGCUUCUUUUUUGCAAGUGUUUUGGUUUUAAGUCUGCUAAAGUUUUAGCUACCAAAGUUAUAUUGCUAAUUGUGUUAAGUAAAUUGAUUAUUAUGAGCUGAUAGGUUGGCACUUCAAAGAUCAAUAAAGUGUGUUACAUUUGCUGAUACGAUUGUUAUUGUUUCCUAAAUAAAAGCAUUUUAAAUGUUCAUAAAUGUUUGUGUGAGGUUUAUUUACCAUUUAUGUAAAAUGUCUUUCCCUUUCAGUUAGAGGAACAUCUUGUCCACUACAGCCACUUACUUGAAAAAUAAAACUAAUUCAUAUUAGAUUACUUAGGUUAGUUCUUAAGUUUGUGUUAUUUAAAACAUGUCUUUACAUCACACAACAUUACAUCUUCCAAUAUCUGAAUAUAAGCUUGCAUAUGACAGUGGACAAGUAAAACAGAUUUGAUUAACUCCUACCUGAGUGCCAACACAGCUGUUGUAAUUAGUUAAUUGAUGUUAGUUUAUAGUGUAAUUAAUCUUAGUGUGGACUGAUUUUAGUAUUUUUGGUAUAUAUUGUUUUAGAGAACCCGUAAUUCUCUUUUGUUUAAACUUAUUUCUUUUUAUUUUGUGUAAUGCAUGAACAAAUGACAAUUAAAAAAUUAUUGUUACUUGGAACUGUCACAAAUUAAAGUGGCAAUUUUGUAUUUUACGUUUUGUAUAAAAACAAUAAUAUUUAAUGAGUGGCAGUGUAUAGCAUUUUAAAUAUGUAUUAAACUAUAAUAAUUCAACUUUUAAUCAUUGUUUGCUGAAAGAAACUGUUUUUAUUGCAGUUACAUUAAAUUGUGUGUAGUAUUUGUGUUCAGGUCAGGGUGUAAUAUUGCUGAAUGUGUUCAGUGAUAAUUUGUGUUUCCAAUUCAGAAAGAGUUUCACUAAACCAGACCUGUUUUCCGACUAGUUAACAAUCAAGGGUAUAACUGCCAUACAAAUGUAAUGUGUCUAAAUCAGUGCUGUGAAAUAUAUAGAGUUUUUGUUUUGCACUGGGAAAAUUCCAGAUAGCUCAACCUGUUUGUUCUAUACAAUCACAGUUGAUUAUAGUUUGGUGUCUCCAAAUUCUUACUUGUUAUGUAUUGUGUUUUCCAAUUUACAGCCUUAUUUUUAUUCAGCACACUUUAUUUAUAGUUUCAGUAACCAUACUAUAACAUUGUCUAUUGACAUAAAAAGCAUUGAUUUGAUAAGAUUGAUCCAUCUCAAACUUGUUCAUUGAUGUUUAAAAGCCGGUUGUACAGGUGAACAUUGUUAUUGUAUCCCCAUAAGAACAAUGCUAAACUUCAACCACUUUUAAGCCCUUAUCAGUCAUAUAAUUAAGGGAGGUGUCUCAUUUGAAAGAUGUACUUAAUACACAUCCAAACGCUUCUGGUUUUUUAUUGAUAUUUUUAAUUACUAUUCAGAAAAGGUUACAAAACUUUUUAUGUUAUUGUUAAAAUAAAAAAAAAAACAAAUAGACUUUAGAAGAAUAAAUAAAUAAAUUUGAAAGUUUAUUAACCACAUUUUAAAAAUGAGACACCUCCCUUAUUAUAUGACUGAUAAGGGCUUAAAAGUUAAACAUUGUUAUGGAUUAGGACUCGAGGUCAUUUCAGUCUAGCCAGCUCUUGAGACGAUUUUUUAAAUCUGAACUUGUAUUAAUCCAGUAAUAGUCUGGUCCCAGCAAGUCUGGUUUAGUGAGUUAAACUGUACUAAACACUACUAGUUAUUAGUUGUAUUCAUAAAACACAUGUUGAAUAUAAAAUAUAUAAUGUUAUUGUUUCAGAGUGCUGAACUCAAUUAUGUUCUAGCUGCAUGUCACUAAAUGUUUAUGUCUGUUUGUUAGUUUUGGUAAUGUGUUUAUACUGGUUGUUUGCAUUCACCAAACUAGUCAGCUUGUAGGUGACAUGGUGUAGUUUCCUUGCGGAUUGUUACAAUAAAUCUCGAACAUGAUAA
Molecule: messenger RNA, 4422 nt
Organism: Homalodisca vitripennis (glassy-winged sharpshooter)
Lineage: Eukaryota; Metazoa; Arthropoda; Insecta; Hemiptera; Cicadellidae
Product: putative protein FAM10A4
Exons: 7
Coding region: 166-1287 (373 amino acids)
Molecular function (GO): Hsp70 protein binding; protein dimerization activity
Source: RefSeq, a predicted model, not a curated record